Diaporthe citri is the source of this 1368-nucleotide messenger RNA. RefSeq lists its product as uncharacterized. The coding region runs from base 1 to 1368 and encodes 455 amino acids. Gene Ontology annotation, molecular function: proteasome binding. The record is from RefSeq and is a predicted model, not a curated record. NCBI's taxonomy places the organism in Eukaryota, Fungi, Ascomycota, Sordariomycetes, Diaporthales, Diaporthaceae. Gene Ontology annotation, biological process: proteasome assembly. The transcript has a single exon.
AUGUCUCCAGCCGGAGGAGUGCUGGCCCCUGUGGUCAUGCGCGCCCUCCGCAGCGCGGUCGUCAACACCGCCAAGAUGACGAAAGUCCUCCAGCGCAAGCUUGCCGGCGCGACCCAGCCCCUGAGCAAAGAAGUUCAGUAUGUCACCGUUCGCUCCACCGGACGACAGCCUAUCCACCCUACCGCCUUCCUGCGCCAGUCCAAGCGAGGUGUGCGAUGGACAUCUUCCACCGCCUACAACCGUCUCAACGCUAGCGUCCGCCGCUUCAUCACUACCGCAGCCAACGAGCUACGCGCCGCCCCAAGAAUCGACCGCUCUGCCUUCAACCAGACGAAUGUCGGACGCGCAUUCUCCCAGUUCCCUGGACGAGCCCCAUUCGCCCACACACUGCGACCGAACCUCACCGGCGGCGCGAUGCCCCGGACUGCCGGCGGCUACGCAAUGCCCGGCUCGGGACGUGUCGGAGGCCAGCGAUACUUCAGCCACGGACCCACUUCCCAGGCACAGGUCGUCCAGAACGUCUCCCAAGCAAUGCGUGCCUUCUGGCUCUCCGGCCAGAGGGCCCAUUUCGACGGGCACGGCCCUAACGGCGAGAAGAGAUACAAGCCAGUGACCUCUUUGCAGGAGUCCGCAGGCAGGAAGAUGGCUAGCAUGCCGCGCAUGAUGCCCGGCUCGUUCGUCGACUUCCAGAUCAGCCCCACCGUCACCGCCCUGAGCCCCCUGGCUGCCGUCGCUGCCAUGGCCACCAGCUCUGACGCGAAGCACGAGGUUGGCGCUGCCACUCUCAAUGCCGAUGGCUUCUUCGACGUCCUCUCGACCGACUUUGCGCGGCAGCUGAAGGACCUCACGGCCGUCAUGAGCGAUCUCAAGCGUCUCGCGGCGCUUGGUGAUCUUCCCAUCACGCUGGAGAAGAACAACACCCUGCGAGUUCGGUUCCCAGGUCUUGAUUCCGAUACGGUGGAACGAUUAUGUGAUGACACCGGCGUUCAGCGAGGUGUCAUCAAGCAAGACCCCGAGUUCGACGCCAGCUACGGCAGCCCGAUGGCACUGCGCUUUCCGUACGCGCCUGAUGCGCACGAGGAGGAGACACUCACCUCUCCUGGUGGCUCAUUGAGAUCGCAGCUGUCAGACCUGUCCUCGAUCGAGGAAGACGAGGCUCUUUUUGAUGAGUACGUUGAUGAGUACAUCGAGGAGAACCCCUGGCUGUCGACCCCGGAGCCAGAAGUCGAGGCCGAGGAAGGAUACGAGAGCAUGUCUGAUCAUGUCUUGAGUUCUGCCGAGCACGUCUCUGAGGGCUUCGAGGGCUUGGAGGGCAUCUACCGCUUCCUGGAGGAGUGCGACAACCUCAAGUCCCAAACAAGGUUCUAG